AUGCUCAGAGCAAACGGAUAUGACCUGUACUCUGAACAAUACCGUGAUUUCCACCAAACAGAUGAAACCACGAAAAAACCAGAAAGUCCAGAAAAAGUGGACACUUCUGAGGUGUCAGUUGAAUCCCCAAUGGAUAUUCCACAUGUUGGUCAACCGGAAGAAGUGGAUAGAGUUUCCAUCCCAAAACUGAUGGACCUAAAACUCGAAUGCCCUCCACAUCUUCUACAAAAAGUUGCUCCAAAAGUGGUCAAACCAAAGGAGAAACCCACUAAACAGAUGGGUAAAGCACGCAAAGUGCCAACUGGAAAACCAGAGGAACUGGUCGUGAAAGUACGAGAAUGGUUCCAAAAAGAGUUCCAAUCGUACAUUCAAGACGGUAGAAGCUUCCAAAGAUUGGAGUGGAUCACCGACGUCCUGACAGCCGCCAUACAAAAGGCCUCUGUUGGGGACACCCAGGCAAUCGAGAAGAUUGUGAAAAGAUGCCCACCCUUGGAAGUGGAAGAGGGUGAGAUGGCAACGCAAACGGAUCCAAAAAGGAUUCCCAAGAAGGGUAACAGCAACCCGACUGGAGAUGGUGACAGCCGCAAAGGGCCACCAGUCUCUCAAAGGGACUCGUACUGGCAAAACCGGACGAAGACCUUUAACCAACUGAUCGGCAAAGAAUCGAAGCAAUGCGAGAUCCCGAUCAGUCAACUUGAACAGUUCUUCAAGAAAACCACCUCUGUCACAAAUGUAACAAAAGAGGUUCUGGAAUCAAAAAGUUCCAAAAUCCCAAAGAUAAAAGUGGGACAGUGGAUUGUAGACCCAUUCACUGAACAGGAAUUGGCAGUUGCUCUUAAGAAAACCAAAGACACUGCUCCUGGAGUUGACGGACUGAGAUACCAUCAUCUAGAAUGGUUCGAUCCUGAUCACAGAAUUCUGACGCCCCUGUACAAUGAAUGCAAGGAGCAUCGGAAGAUUCCGUCACAUUGGAAAGAGGCAGAAACGAUCCUUCUAUACAAAGGAGGAGACGAAUCUAAGCCCGAGAACUGGAGACCAAUCAGUCUCAUGCCAACCAUCUACAAACUAUAUUCGAGUUUGUGGAACCGAAGAAUCCGGUCAGUGAAGGGUGUCAUGAGCAAGUGUCAAAGGGGAUUCCAAGAGCGGGAGGGUUGCAAUGAAAGCAUUGGAAUCCUUAGAACCGCGAUUGAUGUGGCGAAGGGCAGGAAAAAGAACCUGUCAGUCGCCUGGCUCGACCUUACCAAUGCGUUCGGUUCAGUGCCACAUGAGCUCAUCGAGCACACUCUGGAAAAGUAUGGAUUCCCAGAAGAAAUCGUCCACGUCAUAAAAGACAUAUACAAUGGGGCAUCCAUCCGAGUAAAGAGUAAAAAUGAAAAGAGUAACCAGAUCAAGCUGAAUUCUGGGGUGAAACAAGGAGAUCCCAUUUCACCAACGCUUUUCAACAUGUGUCUAGAAGGUGUCAUCAGAAAACACCUGGAUACGUCCUCAGGCCACAAGUGUCUCAAGACAAAGGUCAAAAUACUGGCAUUUGCGGACGACAUGGCCAUAUUGUCUGAUUCCAAGAAACAACUCCAGGAAGAGUUGGAGAGAAUGGAUGAUGACUGUACCCCACUCAAACUCAUAUUCAAACCGAGCAAAUGCGCUAGUUUGAUAAUUGAGAAGGGCAAGGUACGACCUGAAGCACAAAUAAUGCUGAAGGGUGAACCCAUUCGAAAUCUCGCUCCAAAAGACACCUACAAAUACCUGGGGGUCCAAACAGGAGUCGAGACUAGAAUAUCAGAGCUCGAAUUGCUGACCAAAGUCACCAAAGAGCUGGAGAAGGUAAACACAAGCGACCUAACUCCACCACAGAAACUCGACUGUGUAAAGCUUUUUGUGCUACCGAAAUUGACAUAUAUGUACGCCAAUUCGGUACCAAAGAUGACAGAGUUGGGUCAAUUUGCCAACAUGACGAUGAGGGCAGUAAAGGUUAUGCACUCAAUCCCAGUCCGAGGAUCCCCGCUAGAGUAUAUCCAAAUACCAACUAGUAAAGGGGGACUCGGCGUUGCGUGUCCAAGAAUAACCGCAGAAAUCACUUUCUUAGUGUCCACAAUGAAAAAGUUGUGGUCCUCAGACCAGUACAUCCAAAGACUGUACCGGGAAUAUCUGGAGGAAGUGACCCGAAUCGAAACGGGCAAAGAUCAGGUCACCCUAGGCGACCUGGCGGCCUAUCUCAGCAACGAGAUACCAAUCGAUAAAAAAAGGCGUUCGGUUUCAGUUGUUUCACAAGACUACGCGAAGUAUGCAACAGUCUGUGGAAAAAUCAAGUCCGCUCCUUUGCAUAAGGUGAAAAAUUGUUGA
Messenger RNA from Caenorhabditis sp. 36 PRJEB53466, 2340 nucleotides. The record is from the annotation of a GenBank genome assembly. NCBI's taxonomy places the organism in Eukaryota, Metazoa, Nematoda, Chromadorea, Rhabditida, Rhabditidae.